ACUGGAUUAAACGCUGUCAGGAGCAGCAGCUGCAAGAGGAAGAGAGCGACCAACAAUCUACCUGCAGCACAUGCUGCAACGUAAUUGUGUCCUGUUAAAAAACAAGAAGAAGGAGAAAAAAAGGAUGGGCAUUUGAUGUAAUAUCUUUGCUAAACAAAGAGUAAUUGUCCUUACAAUUGACCUUCCAAACAGAGUUCAAGAAACAAGGCUCUGCACGACAUCGGCUGUCCAUCAUGGCAGGUGAUAUGAUGUUAUUGAUGCGAGGCCUAGCUAAACUGAGCCAGGCGGUGAUAGAAACUCAGGGCACCACCCUGCGCAAUGGGGCAGUUCCAGGUGUUGGUGCUGCUGUUCAAACUGUCCAAUCAGCUGCUGAGCAAGGCCUCUCAGUCGCCAUGAUGAAAAUGCAGGAGUUGUCUGGCCAACAGUCAGCCUCUUCCUCAGAGUCAGACUAUGACUUUCCUAAGGAUGACAGUGAGUUCUCAGCCUCAGAGUUUAGGGACGAAGGUGUGGACUAUAUGGCAGAUCACAAAGGAAGCAGUGAUGAGGGAGCCACCGAGCACAGCACAGCAUCAGGGAGCCAUGUCAAUGGAAAACAGUCGUUGUUUGAGGGAUACAAAGAUCCUAGCAAACAGUUUAGCGGACAGACCAGAUCUUACCAUCAGGACUCCAGACGUUUCGUGGGAAAUCAUCAUCUCUACAACCAAAAUCUGAACAGACAUGUAUGGGGACAGAUUCCCUAUCAGCAUUCAAUCAGACAAGCCAGGAGCUAUCAUCAGGACCCGUCCACAGUUGGAGGGCUGACGGCCGAAGACAUCGAUAAAGCCAGGCAGACAAAGAGGGCUGAUUCAAAACCACACAAACAGAUGUUGAGCGAGAGAGCCAGAGAGAGGAAAGUUCCAGUGACCCGGCUCGGCAGGCUGGCCAACUUUGGAGGUUUAGCUGUAGGUUUGGGCUUCGGAGCACUGGCAGAAGUCGCUAAAAAGACCAUGAGACAAAAUGAUGCUGCUGCAGGUGAAAAUAAAAAGUCUGUUCUGGAGUCUAGCCCGUUUCUUUCCGAAGCCAAUGCUGAACGCAUUGUUCGAACUUUGUGCAAAGUCAGAGGAGCUGCGUUAAAACUCGGACAGAUGCUCAGUAUUCAAGACGAUGCAUUCAUCAACCCUCAACUCGCCAAAAUCUUUGAGCGUGUGAGACAGAGUGCUGACUUCAUGCCAAUCAAACAAAUGACGAAAGCAUUAAACAGUGACUUGGGUAAUAAUUGGAGAGACAAGCUUGAAUCCUUUGAAGAUCGUCCGUUCGCAGCAGCGUCCAUUGGCCAAGUUCACCUGGCUAAGAUGAAGGACGGCAGGGAGGUGGCCAUGAAAAUACAGUAUCCUGGUGUGGCUCAGAGUAUCAAUAGUGACGUCAACAACCUGAUGACAGUGCUAAAUAUGAGCAAUGCCCUACCUGAAGGUCUGUUUCCAGAGCACAUGAUAGAUGUGAUGAGAAGAGAGCUAGCACUGGAGUGUGACUAUAUCAGAGAAGCCCGGUGUGCAAAGAAAUUUAGGGAGCUAUUGAAGGACCAUCCAUUCUUCUAUGUGCCAGAGGUGAUCGAUGAGCUGAGCGGCAGCCAUGUUCUGACCACUGAGCUUGUCCCUGGGUUUCCCCUGGACCAGGCGGAGAAUCUCUCACAGGAGCUGAAGGAAGAGAUCUGUGAGAACAUCUUGUUGUUGUGCCUCAGAGAGCUGUUUGAGUUCAGGUUCAUGCAGACGGACCCAAACUGGUCUAACUUCUUCUAUGAUCCACAGACGCACAAGGUGGCACUGUUGGACUUUGGAGCCACCAGAGGAUUUGAUCUAAGUUUCACCGAUCUCUACAUAGAGAUCAUCCGGUCAGCUGCUGUUGGUGACAGAGAAGGAGUUCUGAAGAAAUCUAUUGAGAUGAAGUUCCUGACUGGGUACGAGUCCAAGGCGAUGAUGAACGCUCAUGUGGAUGCAGUGAUGAUCCUUGGUGAGGCCUUCGCUUCCCAAGAGCCUUUUGACUUUGGUUCCCAGUCCACCACAGAGAGAAUCCACAACCUCAUCCCUGUGAUGCUCAGACAUCGGCUAACCCCGCCUCCUGAGGAGACGUAUUCGCUGCACCGCAAGAUGGGCGGCUCGUUCCUCAUCUGCUCCCGGCUGAAUGCAAAGUUGAGAUGCAAGGAUAUGUUCGAAACAACAUAUAAAAACUAUUGGGAAGGCCGCACACCACCCUCUCUUUAAGCAUGAGCCAGUUCCAAAUAUCAGGCGGUUUGAUGGACAGGUCCUGGGGCCAACAGCAAGGUGGUGAAGUCGGGGUUUGACGCUGCAGAGCUGCAGAUAAAACAGUUCAAGAAGAGGCCAUGUAACCCUCCUUUAAUUGUCAUUGAGAACAAGCGUAUCUUUCCUGUUAUGGCAUCCCACAACAAUGAGGUUUUGAAAGGCACCUACACAUAUUUAUAUUCACCAUUUCUUAGUUUGAAAGAGGGAGCAGCAGCACAGCCUUAGUACCGCUUUAAGGACAAACUCUUACCUAUAUAUGGCCGUAACAGAGGACAGACUGAGAAGAAGUGGGAAGUAGAUGUAAGCAGAGAUAGAGAGAGAAAAAAGCCUUGUUUUGUUUAGGUGUAACAUGAAUGUAAAAGGGUAGGAAUUUUAUCUUUUCUCUUAUGUUGUUUUGCUGUGUUUUGUUGAAUUUGUUGAUAAUCAUAUUAACUCUCUGGUUGGCCAGAAAUGUCGUUGGUGGUAACAUGAGAUGUUGAUAGUAUGAAGAAAGAGGACUGAACUUUUAAUGUAAAUCCAAAGUUAUGAAAUAAUGGGGUUAUUACUGUAUAUGGGCAAUAUCAGUCACAGUUAGUGUUGACCAACGUGUCUGGCUUUUAUUGUUUUUGUCAACCUUCUCUCUGAAUACUGAAUGUUGUCAAUGAAAUUUGAUUUUUCUACACAUGAAUAACUCAGACUUGUAAAGUUAGAAACCAGAUAAAAUGUAGCAAUAAAAGACAGAUUCACUGUUUAAGUCGAAAUUUUGCCAAGCAAUCAAGUUCAGAUUCAUUAG
Messenger RNA from Scomber japonicus (chub mackerel), 3048 nucleotides. It is a transcript of the gene coq8aa, whose product is annotated as coenzyme Q8A, genome duplicate a. The record is from RefSeq and is a predicted model, not a curated record. The coding region runs from base 234 to 2237 and encodes 667 amino acids. The transcript has 17 exons. Gene Ontology annotation, cellular component: extrinsic component of mitochondrial inner membrane. Gene Ontology annotation, biological process: ubiquinone biosynthetic process. Lineage: Eukaryota; Metazoa; Chordata; Actinopteri; Scombriformes; Scombridae. Gene Ontology annotation, molecular function: kinase activity.